Molecule: messenger RNA, 1305 nt
Organism: Colletotrichum godetiae
Lineage: Eukaryota; Fungi; Ascomycota; Sordariomycetes; Glomerellales; Glomerellaceae
Exons: 1
Molecular function (GO): methyltransferase activity
Source: RefSeq, a predicted model, not a curated record
GAGCUAAAACAUGUCGCCAUGCUCGUCGACACGGACACAUCGGGCCGUCACCUCACUGCCGGCAAGGCCGGUGCAAUUCCCUUCUCUCGUACCGACAGUCUAUCGUCGGCGGCUCCCUCAACGGCCUCCAUGUCGACCCGCACAAUGACGUCCUCCGACCCCACGACAAACUCCUUCGAUGCCUCCCGCCCGUACUGCUUGCGCAAUGGCCGCACAUAUCUGUCUGACCCGUCACUGGCAUACCCAUUGCCGGUUGACCUGAGCGAGAUCCAUCGCCAGUCACUGCGCACACUGUUGCUCAUUCAGUUAUUUGGAUCGCCCAUUUGCUCCACAGCCUUUGCCAGCAAGCCGCCUGGCCGCGUUCUCGAGGUUGCGUGCGGCUCCGGAUUCUGGAGUCAAUCUUGUCACCGGUAUUUCGCACAACGAGGCCACCCCGAUAUUCACUUCACUGGCAUGGAUAUUGGGCCAAUGGGCCAGAAUGCGGGAGACGUAUCGCGCGAUAUGAAAUGGCGAUUCAUGCAGCACGACCUUCGCAACUUCCCCUGGCCGUUUGCCGAUGGCGAGUUUGACUUGGUCAUGGUCAAGGAUUUGAGUCUGGUAGUGACGUCGCCGCACGCACUACAAAACGCAAUUGAAGAAUACCAUCGUAUCUUGCGCCCGGGUGGCACUUUGGAAUUCUGGGACAGCGACCACCAGAUCCGUAUGUUGCGGCCCCACGCAGCGCCACAGUCCGGCAAUACCGAAGACACUGCCACCGUCGCCUCGCUUGGCGCGUAUCCCAUCUCGGCCAAGACCCCUCUGAGCGCGCCGCUGAAUAACUUUCUCGUCGAGUACAACAGCUGGGUCCAUCGCGCACUAGAGUCCCGCAACCUGAGUCCCGUGCCAUGCACUCUCAUUGGCCCUAUGCUUAUCCAGGAAUCCGAGGAGCUGACCGACAUACAAAGCAAGCGCCUAGCGAUCCCACUUUCUGAAGUUCGCUGGGAGCGUGAGGGCGUCGGCGGUGUCGUGACCAAGGACGGCAAGUCGUUCAUCAACUCGGGCAAGGGCAAAGGUAAAGACAAACCGGACGAGCAGAAGAAGACGUUGACCGAGGCCCAGGCGGCGCUUCGCCGCACGGCCUUGAUGACCGUCGUACAGCAGAUCCAGAGCCUGGAGCCGAUCUUGCGCGAGGUUAGCGGCAAGAGCCAGGACGAAUGGGACGGCUGGCUAGGCAAGAUGAUGAACGAUCUCAUGAGGGAGAAUGGCACGAGCUGGGGCGAGUGUUUGGAAGUCGGUGCCUGGUGGGCACGCAAGAGGGAGCGAUGA